CGCCGGGCGCGGGGCUCGGUGACAGCGGAGGCGGCGGCCGCAGGCGGGACGCAGGGAGCGGCGCCGCCGACGGCAGCGGGAAGGGCGUGCGGGAGGGCUUGGGCCUCUCCGGUGGCGUGGAGCCCCAGGAGCCCAGGAGCCGGCGGCGCGCGCAGUUUGCGGGUCGGGCACCCGAACUUGGGACAAGUUGCCGGAACCGCGGGGCGCAGGCGGCGGACGGAUUGACCUUCAGAGCGAGGGAGCCGGUGGCCACCAUGGCGUCGCGCAUCGGGCUGCGCAUGCAGCUUAUGCGGGAGCAGGCGCAGCAGGAGGAGCAGCGGGAGCGGCGGCAGCAGGCAGCCGUGGUGCAGUUCCUGCAGCAGCAGCAGCUCGGGACGCCACCCUCACCCGCCAUCAGCACCCCGGUGCCCUUCCAGCCACCGCCGCCUGUGCCCGGCGAGGUGCUCAAGGUGCAGUCCUACCUGGAGAACCCCACCUCCUACCACCUGCAGCAGUCCCAGCACCAGAAGGUGCGCGAGUACCUGUCUGAGACCUACGGGAACAAGUUUGCUGCCCGCGUCAGCCCGGCCCAGGGCUCCCCCAAGCCCCCGCCCGCCGCCUCCCCUGGGGUGUGCGCUGGGCAUGUGCUGUCCACCUCGGCAGGCAACAGCACGCCCAACAGCCCGAUGGCCAUGCUGCACAUUGGGUCCAACCCCGAGAAGGAGUUUGACGAUGUCAUUGACAACAUCAUGCGCCUGGACAACGUGCUGGGCUACAUGAACCCCGAGCUACAGAUGCCCAACACGCUGCCCCUGUCCAGCAGCCACCUGAAUGUGUACAGCAGCGACCCCCAGGUCACAGCCUCGCUGGUGGGCGUCACCAGCAGCUCCUGCCCUGCGGACCUGACCCAGAAGCAGGAACUCACAGAUGCUGAGAGCCGGGCGCUGGCCAAGGAGCGGCAGAAGAAGGACAAUCACAACCUCAUUGAAAGGAGGCGUAGGUUCAACAUCAAUGACCGCAUCAAGGAGUUAGGAAUGCUGAUCCCCAAGGCCAACGACCUGGAUGUGCGCUGGAACAAGGGCACCAUACUCAAGGCGUCCGUGGACUACAUCCGGAGGAUGCAGAAGGACCUGCAGAAGUCCCGGGAGCUGGAGAGCCACUCACGGCGCCUGGAGAUGACCAACAAGCAGCUCUGGCUGCGCAUCCAGGAGUUGGAGAUGCAGGCGAGGGUGCACGGGUUGCCCACCACCUCGCCAUCGGGCGUGAACAUGGCUGAGCUGGCCCAGCAGGUGGUGAAGCAGGAGCUGCCCAGUGAGGAGGCCCCGGGGGAGACGCUGAUGCUGGGGCCCGAGGUCCCCGACCCCGAAUCACUGGCAGCGCUGCCUCCCCAGGCUCCACCGCCCCCGCCCGCCGAGCCCCUGUCCCCAUUCCAUCACCUGGACUUCAGCCACAGCCUGAGCUUUGGGGACAGGGCUGAGGAGGGCCCUGCAGGCCACCCUGAGCCCGGCUUCCCUGACCUGUCCAAGAGGGAUCUGGACCUCAUGCUCCUAGACGACUCCCUGCUGCCGCUGGCCUCCGACCCCCUGUUCUCCACCAUGUCCCCCGAGGCCUCCAAGGCCAGCAGCCGGCGCAGCAGCUUCAGCAUGGAGGAGGGCGAUGUGCUGUGACACCCGGGGCCUGCGCUGGGGACGGGGCCACGGCCUCCCCCCUCCAGGCCACACUUGGGUGUGAAGCAGCCACCCGCCCGCCCGACCCGACCCGCUCCCCCGUGGCCCCGUUUGGACUCGGUGCACGGCCAGCGGGCUGUGGGGCCCUGAGACAGCGCCCCCAGGGGCAGCCCCGUUGCCGGGCUGGAGGAGCGGGGCGGAGACAGCGGCCUGGGUAGGAAGAGCCCUCUCCCCACCCGGGCUGCAGGGUGUUGGGCAGCAGGGGGUUCGGGGAGCUCUUUGAAGCGGCAUCUGCCGGGGCACCCAGGCUCGCUUUCUGGGGCUCCCCGGCCAUAAGCGGUGCCCGCCCGGUCACCCCGCAGGUGGAAACCCACCUGCCUUUGGUGCUAACAGCUCUCCCCGCGCGGUGAGGGUGGUGUGGCCGGAAGAGAGGCCUAGGUCCGGGGCCGAGCGGGGCCACUGCGGCAGAGCAGCUGCCUCCCUCCGGACCCCUUCAAGUGUGCCUUUAGUAAACACUGUGCUUUGUA
Molecule: messenger RNA, 2173 nt
Organism: Heterocephalus glaber (naked mole-rat)
Lineage: Eukaryota; Metazoa; Chordata; Mammalia; Rodentia; Bathyergidae
Gene: Tfeb
Product: transcription factor EB
Biological process (GO): positive regulation of DNA-templated transcription; humoral immune response; regulation of transcription by RNA polymerase II
Cellular component (GO): nucleus
Molecular function (GO): protein dimerization activity; DNA-binding transcription factor activity, RNA polymerase II-specific; RNA polymerase II cis-regulatory region sequence-specific DNA binding
Source: RefSeq, a predicted model, not a curated record